Diversispora eburnea is the source of this 5493-nucleotide messenger RNA. NCBI's taxonomy places the organism in Eukaryota, Fungi, Glomeromycota, Glomeromycetes, Diversisporales, Diversisporaceae. The record is from the annotation of a GenBank genome assembly.
AUGAAUAUCGCACAUCCACUUGGUGUUGAUAUUAAAUCCGCCACCUUCGCUUGUUAUACUUCAGAAGAAAUCAAGAAAUUAUCAGCAAAAGAAAUAAAUAAUUCAAUAAUUUUUGAUACACUUGGAUUACCGACGAGUGGAGGGUUAUAUGAUCCAGCCUUAGGACCGUUUACUCAGAGUACUAUAUGCGAAUCGUGUGGUCUUGACCAAUAUAAUUGUCCAGGUCAUUUUGGUCACAUUCAGUUACCUUGUCCUGUAUACAAUCCAGUAUUCUUUAAUCAUAUAUUAGUUUUAUUAAAAGCAACCUGUAUUAAUUGUGAUCAUUUUAAAUUAACGAGAACGCAGAAAUUUCGGUUUGCAGCUAAAUUCAAAUUAUUGAGACAUGGACUAAUUUUGGAAUCUAAACAACUUGAUGGAAUAGUUACUAAGAAUUUGUUAUCAGACGAAGAAGAUCAAAAUGAUGAAAAUGAUGAUAAUAAAAAGAAUGAAAAGAAUAAGAGUAAGAAUAUUUUCGAUGAGAAUGAUAAUGAAAAUGAGGUUAUUGAUAAGGAUGAAGAUAUUCAUAUUAUUGAAAAAUACGUAAAUAAAUGUUUAAAAAAUGAAGAUAAUAAAAUAAAAUAUAAAAUUACGGCUAUAAAUGUGGAACGAAAAAAUUUAAUGUCAGAAUUUUUAAACAAAUGUUCAUCAAUAAGAAAAUGUGGAAAUUGCUUGGCUAAUUGCGAAUUACGCAAUCAUUUUCGAGUAAUAUUUGAGAAUGAAUCAGAAAUAUGUAAUGUACUUUAUGGAUCACAAGGAAUUUUAAACAAUGAUAUUGCGGUACCUCCUACUCGUUUUCGACCUGCAUCUUUACUUAAUGAUUUAGUAAUGGAAAAUCCACAAAAUGAACAUUUAACCAAAAUUUUAAAAGUAAGACAACAAUUUUGUAGUAUUGCAGGAAAUUUAGAUCAAGAUAAUAAAAAAACAAUAGAAGAAAAUUAUUCUCAGGAACAAAAAAAGAAAUCACGAGAAAAUUUAGUUGAAAGUUUAAUGAAAUGUUGGAUUGAUUUACAAGAUGCUGUUAAUGGUUUAAUUGAUAAUUCAAAAGCUCCGGUAGCUUUCGGAAAAGUGGCUACUCCGGGGAUAAAACAAAUUUUAGAAAAAAAAGAAGGAUUAUUUCGAAAGCAUUUAAUGAUUCCAGAAAAAUUUGCCAAAAAAUUAACAUAUCCCGAACCGGUAACACCGUAUAAUGUUAAUGAAUUAAGUCAAGCUGUAUCAAAUGGACCAAAUAUUUGGCCCGGAGCAACGUUUAUUCAAAAUGAAGAUGGAUCAAUGAUUAAUUUGGCUAGUUUAUCAUUAGAAUCACGUAUAUCAUACGGACAACAAUUAAUGCGAGAACAACAACAGAAUACCAUGGAUCUUACUCAAUAUUUUGUAAAGACACCAUACAUUAAUAAAAAAAUAUUUCGACAUUUGAGAAAUGGGGAUUUUGUAUUAUUAAAUCGACAACCUACUUUACAUAAACCUUCAAUCAUGGCACAUCGAGUUAGAGUAUUAAAGGGGGAAAUGACAAUUCGAAUGCAUUAUGCUAAUUGUAAUACGUAUAACGCGGAUUUUGAUGGAGACGAAAUGAAUUUACAUUUUCCUCAAAAUGAAAUUGCCAGAUCAGAAUCAAUGUUAAUAGGAAAUACCAAUAAUCAAUAUUUAGGACCAACUUCCGGAUCACCUUUAAGAGGAUUGAUUCAAGAUCACGUUGUCACGGGAGUUUGGAUGACCAUUAAAGAUACAUUCUUUAAUAAAGCGGAUUAUCAGCAGAUGAUAUUUUUCGGAUUAAGACCUGAUCCGGAUGAUUCAAGAAAAAUUAUUACUAUAACACCGGCUAUAAUAAAACCGAAACCUUUAUGGACCGGAAAGCAAGUAAUUUCCACAAUUUUAAAGAAUUUAACAAUUGGUUAUGCACCACUUAAUUUAACAUCCAAAAACAAAGUAUCAAACAAAUAUUGGGGAUGGAGUGCGAUGGAAGAAGAUACAGUAAUAUUUUUAAAUGGAGAAUUACUUACCGGAGUAUUAGAUAAAUCACAAAUUGGAGCAACUUCAUAUGGAUUGAUUCAUUCAUGUUACGAAUUAUAUUCAGCCGAUAUCGCAGGACAAUUGCUUAGUAUAUUAGGUAGAUUAUUUACUUGUUAUAUUCAACAAAAAGGAUUUUCUUGUCGAAUGGAUGAUUUAAGAUUAAAUCCUGAAGGGGAUAAAGGGAGAAAAGAACUUUUAAAUGAUAAUCAUGAAUUGGGAAAAGAAGCUUCAUGGGAAUUUGUGGGAAUUGAUUCACAAAUUGCGAAAAAUUAUAAUAAUAUGAUGGAAGAGGUUAUUAGAGAUUCUGAAAAACAUGAAGCUUUAGAUGCUACUAUGAAAUCAAAAGUCAAUAAAUUAACUUCAAAUGUAAUUACGAAAUGUAUACCUGAUGGGUUGUUAAAAGUUUUCCCUCAGAAUAACAUGCAAACUAUGACUAUAACUGGUGCCAAAGGAUCCAAUGUAAACGUAUCACAAAUUUCCUGUUGUUUAGGACAACAAGAACUUGAAGGUCGUCGAGUACCUGUAAUGGUUAGUGGGAAAACCCUUCCAUCCUUUUUACCUUACGAUUUAUCAGCUCGAGCUGGCGGAUUUAUUGGUGGUCGUUUCUUAACUGGACGAGAAGGUCUAAUUGAUACAGCAGUAAAAACCAGUCGAUCCGGAUACCUUCAACGUUGUUUAAUUAAACAUUUAGAAAGUUUACGAGUUCAUUAUGAUUAUACCGUGAGAGAUGGAGAUGGAUCAAUAAUUCAAUUUCGUUAUGGAGAAGAUUCGUUAGAUGUCAUUAAACAGAAACAUCUUUAUAAAUUUGAAUUCUUGGCACAAAAUUUUCAAGCGUUAUUACAAAAAUAUGAUAUCGUUGAAGCUCAACAAAUUCUUAAUACCACUCAAGCUUCAAUACAUGCUAAGAAAGCUGCUAAAAAACCAAAUCAAUAUGACCCGGUACUUUCGAUAUUUUCUCCGAGUAGAUAUUUAGGUUGUGUUUCGGAAAAUUUUCAUAAUUCUCUAGAAGAGUUCACCAAAGAAGAAAAUCCCUCUAAAAUAUUUAAAAAAAUAUUUCAAAAUGGAUUAAUAACCAAACCAGGAUUUCGUAAAUUAAUGCACCUUAAAUAUUUGAGUAGUUUAGUUGAACCAGGAGAAGCAGUUGGAUUAUUAGCAGCUCAAGGUAUCGGAGAACCUUCAACUCAAAUGACAUUAAACACAUUUCAUUUUGCCGGAUUUGGAGCUAAAAAUGUUACAUUGGGUAUACCAAGAUUACGUGAAAUAAUUAUGACCGCUUCACGUAAUAUUAAAACACCGAUGAUGACAUUACCAUUGUUAAAUAAUAUCACAGAUAAAGAAUCAAAUGAAUUUUGUCAAAAAACCAGUAAAUUAACGUUGGCUGAAAUCAUUGAUCAAAUGGAAGUCACGGAAAUUAUUUCAAAUAAACGAGAUUAUAAUAAUGUUGAUGAUAGUGGUUAUAAUGGUGAUAAUGGAGGUAGAAAUAAAAUAUAUAAAAUUCACAUGAUAUUUUAUACCCAAGAAGAAUAUAAAAAAGAAUUUAAUAUUAAACCAUGGCAAAUCGAAAGAACAAUUAAAAUUCAAUUCUUAUUUUAUCUGGAAAAUGAAAUCACUAAACAAUUUAAAGGAUCUUCAAAAAAUAUUAAAAAAUUAGAAAUGGAAGAUAUCGGUCAUAAUAAUGGUAGACCAAUUAAGAGAUCCAGAAAUGAAGAAAUAUUGGAUGAUAAUGUCCCAAUUAAUGAUGUUGGAUACGAAUCAGAUAAUGGAGAUGGAGAUGCAACAUAUGAAAAAAUAAAUUCACGUACACGUCAAUUUGCAACGAAGCAAUCAACACAAACGCAAACAAUUUAUGUUACUAAUUGUCAAUUUGAUGAAGAUGAUGAUCAGUGUGAUAUUGAAUUAAAGGUGACUGGUACCAAAAAAUUAUUAUUAUUAGCUAUUGCAGAAUCUGCAAGUAAAAGAUCAGUCAUUCGUGAAAUCAAAGGAAUUAAUAAAUGUUAUCCUAUUUCAAAUGAUGAUAAUAACAAGGAUGAUAAUAAAAAAAUUCUUGCUACCGAAGGAGUAAAUUUUCAUAGUAUAUGGAGACAUGACAAUAUAAUUGAUGUUAAUAAAAUAUAUUCUAAUGAUAUUGUGGCUAUUUUAGAAACUUAUGGAGUUGAAGCUGCUAGAAAUGCUAUUAUUAAAGAAAUUUCGGAUGUAUUUUCUGCUUAUGGAAUUGAAGUUGAUCCAAGACAUUUGUUAUUAGUGGCUGAUUAUAUGAUGAGUUUUGAAACCACUUGUUAUUUUUUAACUCAAGCCACAUUAUUUGGUGAUGUUGAUGUUUUAAAUUCUCCUUCCGCUAGAUUAGUAUUGGGUAAAGUGGUUCAAGGUGGAACGGGAUCUUUUGAAAUAAGGCAACCCUUAAAAUUUAUAAUAAUGUCUUCUUCGCAUCGUCAUGAAUCUCCUCCUUCACGUCUUAAGAGACGUCACAAAAGUUAUUAUAAUUCAAAGAAACUUAAAAAAAAACAUCAUAAACAUCGUCACAAUCAUCAUUCUGAAAAUGUAUCAGCUUCAGAAGAGGAAAGAAAGCAACCACCUACUUUUAUCACAGAAGACGAUUAUUUUUUAAAAUCAGUAGAAUUUCGCUUAUGGAUUCGAGAAAAAAAGAAAAAAUACUUUGAUGAGUUAUCUUCGGAACAAGCACAUCGAUACUUUAAGAAAUUUGUUAACGCUUGGAAUAAAUAUAAAUUAGAUAAAAAGUAUUAUGAAGGAUUACGAUCAUCACAAUUAACAAGUUCAGAAACAACUCGAUAUAAAUGGAAAAAUCUAAAGAUGGAAAAUCGAGAUCAAGAUCAAUUGGAAGAAGUUAAAAAUAUUGUGGAUCGACAGACUAAUGUUAAAUUCGCUUCCGAAUUUCUGACAAGUAAUAAAGGAAGUAAUUUUAAUAGUAGAGGUGGAAGACCAACUUUACCUGAAUCAUUUAUCCGAGGAGGAAUCGGAGGAGGAGAUGAAGAAGAUAUGGAUGAAGAGGAUAAAAGACGAUAUGAAAGAUCAUUAAAAAAGAAAGAAAGGAUAAGCUUUCAAAAAACACAGGAAGUUGUUAUGGAUGAAUUGGUUCCGAAAGCUACAGAAGCUAUGAUAGAGAAAAAGAGAGCUAGAAACGAAUACUAUCGAAGAGAAGAAAGUCCUGAUAUGGUAUUGAAUGAUAGUGAUUUAUUGGGUGACGAUAAUUAUAGAUCUAGAAUCGCCGCCCGAGAUCGGGCUCGUGAAUCCCGUGACCAAAAAAGGGAAAUUUAUAAAUCAGAAAAGGCCAAAAAUUUACAAGAAAAAUCAAUUGCCUAUAAAACGAAAGAACAAGAAACGAUGGAAAUGUUUAAACAGAUGGCAGAAGAACAACGAAAAAUGGGUGGUGGAUUAUUUAAUCAACAACAACAACAGAAAUCAUCAUAUGCUAGAAAAGAUUCUUAUUAA